Molecule: messenger RNA, 2790 nt
Organism: Harpegnathos saltator (Jerdon's jumping ant)
Lineage: Eukaryota; Metazoa; Arthropoda; Insecta; Hymenoptera; Formicidae
Product: histone-lysine N-methyltransferase SETMAR
Exons: 1
Coding region: 43-807 (254 amino acids)
Cellular component (GO): nucleus
Molecular function (GO): protein binding; histone methyltransferase activity; zinc ion binding
Source: RefSeq, a predicted model, not a curated record
GACUUCUUUGGGUUUCUUUGUUGAUACACGAUUGGGGUAAGCAUGGAAGCGAUUGCUUCUAGCGACAAGUAUGAACACACUCUAGCCGGUGUGAUGUAUGUAGUAAAUAAUAUACCGGGGCCUGGUAUAGAUGUAGUAGAUUUCGAAUCGGAAUAUUCCUUUGGUUGCUCGUGUACAGUCGAAUGUUACAAUUGCUCUUGUACACGUGGUUCUGCUAAUUAUUCCAAUGCACGAAUCAUCGACGAAAAAGUAUCUGUACCGAUAUUCGAAUGUAAUCGUAAGUGCAAAUGCCAAUUAUAUUGCGGUAAUAGAUUGGUGCAGAAUGGUCCACUGAAUUGUUUGACUGUGCGUGAAGUCGUCAACAAAGGUCUUGGUCUCUUCACGAAUAAAACCAUCAAAAAGGGCCAAUUCAUUUGUGAAUAUGCCGGAGAAGUGAUAGGUCUGCAAGAAGCGCGAAAUCGAAUUGAAAUUAAUAAAAAGUUUAACACGAUGAAUUAUGUACUCGUAGUGCGGGAGCAUUUUGGCGACCGCGUCACCGUAACUUGUAUAGAUCCUGAGUAUUUUGGCAAUAUUGGACGCUACGCUAAUCAUAGUUGUGAUCCUAACUCUAGCCUCGUUCCGGUGAGAAUAGAAGGAAUCGUACCUCGAUUAUGCUUAUUUGCAUCUAGGGAAAUAAAGAGUGAGGAGGAAGUGACUUUUAAUUAUGCUGGUGGACUAACAGCUGAUUCCGUCCAUCAUCUCAGUGAUACUGUUUGUCUUUGUGGUUCUAAUAAUUGUUUCGGUCGCUUACCGCAUAAUAUAGUUUGACAGCAUGAGAUACGCUUUAUUAAAAUUAUUUGCGUACAAUUUUAUAAUGAUAAAGCUAGUUUAACGCUUGUAAAAUUUGUAUCGCAAAAUUUGAUCUACUAGUUAUUUGUAUAAAGUCAAAAUGGCGACGAAAAAAUUACGCGUCUUGAAACAUUCGAUAUCAUAAAUUAAAAUAAGAUCAAGUAUAUAAAUCAAAAUUUUCACAAACAGACAUGUAGUUCUAUGACUGGUUAUAUGUAAUAAAACUUUGAACAUAAAUUUUUAAAAAACAAGUUUUGACAUACAUAUGCAUAUAAACAUGUAUGUACAUACACAAAGAGAAUAUGUCUAAUUACAUUGGUCAUCAUCAUGCAUCUCAGUCGCUUCCUCUAUGUACUAAUUGAUACUUCUCUUCAAUAAAUCAAUGCUAUCAAUUCCUAAUAUAUAGAAUGUCACGUAUAUAAGCGAGAUAUCCUAUGUAUUUUCACAUUGUGACUUUAAGCUUCAAUGAAAUUUGACGUUUAAGUAGCUUGUGCUAUUUAUUAUUUUAUAUUUUACUAUGUAUAGGAUUUUAUUACUUAUAUAUAUAUAUAAUAUAUCUCGGAUCAGUUCUAUCAUAUAUACUUUAUCUUUAAUUAAAGUAUAUAGAGUAUAUAUAUAAGGUAUGAACCAGCACGUUGGUAGUAUUGUUUUUUCGUUAUGUCAGUAUAUAUAAAUUAUUUAAUGUGCCAACAGAGAAAAUAUCAUAUACCAUUUUCCUAAAAACAGUAUUUAGCUAAAAGUACCUGGGAAACAAGUUUUAUAGUCAAAAUAGUAUUUGUCCUGCUUGGUAUUUGACUUUAUUACACAUAACGAAAUAUAAAGUAAGUGGUAAUUAAUGCAACCAACGUGGUGUUCAGUUUUCAAGAAAGUAGACAUUACCAAAAGUUGCCAAUUAUUGGUAUACAUUCAAUAAUUGCUUCUUAUUGAAACGACAAACGACAAACAGCGAAUCAAAUAUCUCUUCAAUUAUAGAACUAAAAUUAAUAUACGAAAUAUUAUUACGAUAUUCAUAUCAGUCAUACUAUAAGAGUUUUAAUCAUAUGUAUGUAUACACAUAUUAUAUGCAUAUUAAGUAUAGGAUAUAUUUGAAUUAUGUAACAUCGAGUCAUUGAAACUUAAUAUUUUCCAAUUGUUAAAAAGGAUCAAUGAAAUACACACAAAUACGGUAUAUUAAUACUAAUAUAUAAAAAUAAAAUAGCAUAAAUUGGGUUAUGAAUAAUCCGUUUAAAUUUUAUAGGAAACAUAUAUUGUAUAAAUAUAUACAUAUAUAUAUAUAUAUUUUUUUCUUUUUUGUAAUUGUGUGAAUACUUUAACUAAGAGAUUGGUAGAUGCUUAUUUAUGCUAUACCAGCGAUGAAUAUAGCUCCCAAUAACUGCCUUUGAAACAUAUAAACAGUGAUUUGUAAUAUAAUAGAAUUAAUUUAAACAAUCCAAUAUUCAAUGUUACAUAUUCAUUAAAAAAUUCAGAAUAUCUUAUGUAUAAUCAUAUGUUGUAUAUUACAUUUAGGAAAUCUUAUACAUCACUUGUAACAUUUGAGGAUAUUAGACAUAUGCUUAUAUCAAAUAGUAAAUGGUUGAAUAUUCGUAGAUGAAAUAUGGCUUGCUAUGUCUGUAUAUGAACCUGCCAGGAUAAAUGCUUCUGAAGUCAGUUAUGUUUAUUGCGAAACUAGCAUUAGAUGUUAUGCUUACAUGCAAAUCUCGGCGUUUUUAAUUUAAGACCAGGUUGAUUUUUUUUAAUUUAUCGAGAUAUAAAUUCUGUAUGAAGUAAUUAUUUAUUUCCAUAAUUAAUUGAUGAAAUUUGAAUCUCGACGCUGUCAUCGAUGAAUUUACAUAAGAUUUAUCAUGUAAUAUGUACAAAGUCAAAUUAAUCUAAUCUAUAUUAAAAAUCUGUAAAUUAUGCGAAUUGGAAGGAAGAUAAAUAGUUAUAUGUUGACAAUAAAAUGAUGUAUACUUUACGACAUAA